AUCUUUAAUGGAUGUGGGGGUGUCUGAAUAUCAGUAUAAAUACCAGCACUUCACAGCAGAAGAACAUCUCACUCAGCUGACGGUCUCUGAUCAUCUCUGCUGAGGUCUAGGCCUUUUGAACUUCAUCAUGACUACUCUGCCUGAAGUCAAUGCCAAAUUUGCUGUUGACGUUUACCACUCAUUGAGGAAGGAGCACCCAUGUGAGAACCUUCUGUUUGCCCCUGUGAAUGCUACCUCUUCUCUUGGUCUGCUUGCCCUUGCAUCUGGAUGUGAACAGGCAGCUGAGAUCGAGAAGAUCCUGCACUGGGAUGAACUGGAAGAAUGUGAUGGAUCCAAACACAAAAGAUAUAUUUCCGCAGCCAGAAGCUUUGGAAGAUCAGCAAUCACACUAAAGACACAACAGGCACAACAAAGAAGUGAAUCCUGCCCCAAGGCAAGACCCCGUCCUGAACCAGCAUGCCAAAGACCAAGAGCCCGUCCUGAGCCCGAGUGCUCUCCUUGUCCUGAAAGAAAUGUUCCAGAUUAUGAGUGUGAGUCACCCGAAGGAGUCCAUACUGCAUUCAGCAAAAUCCUUGCAACCCUGAAUGCACCCAGCACCAACUAUACUCUGAAUUUUGCCAACAAACUCUAUGGAGACCAUGUCAUUGACUUCAUUGAGAAAUUUAUUUACUGUGCUCUGAAAUUGUACUGGUCAGAAGUGGCUGAAGCUGAUCUGAAGAAUGCUCCCGAAGAAGUGAGGAGAAUCAUAAACCUUUGGGUUGAGGUCAAGACACAAGGUAAAAUCAAGUGUCUCCUCCCCAAGGGCAGCUUUGACUGUCUUGCUCAGCUCCUGAAAGUGAACGCUCUCUACUUCAAGGGAGAAUGGCAUGUGAAGUUUGACAAAGCACUCACAGUAGAAGCCCCAUUUUACCCACACUGUGCAGAUGCGAAAACUUGCUAUUCUGUGCAGCUGAUGAACAGGAAGGGUAUUUUCAACACAGCUACCUUUAAUAUUUGCGAAACUCAAGUGCAAGUGGUUGAGAUCCCCUACAAAGACCAUGAACUGAGCUUGUUCGUUUUGCUCCCACUGGAUUGCAGCCAAGAAGCCCUUGAACAGCUGGAAGAUGCCCUGUCCCACGAGCAUCUGCUUGACUGGUCCUGCCACCUGAAGCCCGAAGAGGUAGAUGUUUUCAUCCCCAAGUUCAGCUUGGAAAAGAGCCUUUACCUCCAUGAAUACCUAGCUCUGCAUGAUCUAGCUGAUCCCGAGAAGGCUGAUUUCUCUCGAGCUACAUGCACAGACGGAGUUGCUCUUACUCUGCUGGUCCAUGAUACUUUCGUUGAGUUCGAUGAGGAGGGUGGUGAAGAGGCAGCUGCUAGCCCACGUUGCCGGGAUAGGCGUCAAAAUCGGGAAGUCCUGGAGUUUGUGGCCAACCAUCCCUUCCUGUAUUUUAUCCACCACAAUUGUACCCAGAGCAUCCUUGCCCUUGGCAGAUUUGCAAAACCAGAAUAAAGGAACUCCUGCGAUCCAUGUAGGGAAACUAAUGGAACACAGAUACGUUUUUGACCAUGGCAGUCCUCUGGAUCUUCUUGCUCUUUGCUUCAUUCUCUAUAAUGCAAUUCAUUCAAGAGAUUGGAGGAAAGAGACUUUUUACCUGGUGGUGGGCUUGAUUCUCAUAUUGGGACAGAGCUUUGUGCCCCGUCUACUCUGCAUUUCUUUCUCUGGCCAUUUAUAUCAGUUCAGCUUUUUGUAGAAUAGCUUUCCUCCUGACCUCGAGAAAUGGCCUUAGCUUUUUUAGCAUGGCAGUUAUUUUUAAAAGUUUGCAGUUUGGAAAGGGGAGGGAACUUUUGUCUCUUAAAAACCUUUAAAGAAACAUAAUAUCCAGAGGUGUACUUUUACCUGGGACUUUUACCUGUUCUGGGAGAGGUGCCUUAGGAUAGUUUUUGUCUCAGGAUGGGUUGUUUUAGUGAAAUAGGAAAUGUGGUGGCAUAUGUCAUUCACUUUGAAAUCUGCUAAUCUGAAAUUUACUGAAUUCCAAUUCCAAUUUGUAGUGCAAAAAGGCUUAGUCUUACUUUGUGGUGGGAUGCCCUACCUCUUGGACUGCCAACCUUCCCUAUCAUUGUCUAAAGUCAGCAUUAGAUGGUUAUUAGACUUCUUGGAGUAAGCCUGGUUGAACUGGGUGGUUCUUUCUUUUGUGUAGACACAUAUGGAUUUGUGCUUUUAAACUGUAGACUUUAACUUCAAUUUUUAACAGGGAAAACAUUGUGAGUGAAAAUCUUUCUUUGUAACAGGAAACUGUUGUUUUCCUUUGAAAUAUGUGGACCUCAAUCUCUCUCUCUCCUCCUCCUCCUCCCACAACUCAAACUGUAUUUUGCCAAUAUCUUAAUAAAGAAAGCAUUUAAUAAAA
This is a messenger RNA of Anolis carolinensis (green anole), 2384 nucleotides long. Its product is annotated as serpin B3. Lineage: Eukaryota; Metazoa; Chordata; Lepidosauria; Squamata; Anolidae. Gene Ontology annotation, molecular function: serine-type endopeptidase inhibitor activity. Bases 128 to 1489 code for a protein of 453 amino acids. The transcript has 9 exons. The record is from RefSeq and is a predicted model, not a curated record. Gene Ontology annotation, biological process: negative regulation of endopeptidase activity.